This is a messenger RNA of Drosophila obscura, 1344 nucleotides long. Its product is annotated as myb-like protein P. The coding region runs from base 88 to 1239 and encodes 383 amino acids. The record is from RefSeq and is a predicted model, not a curated record. Gene Ontology annotation, molecular function: carbohydrate binding. The transcript has 2 exons. NCBI's taxonomy places the organism in Eukaryota, Metazoa, Arthropoda, Insecta, Diptera, Drosophilidae. Gene Ontology annotation, cellular component: external side of plasma membrane. Gene Ontology annotation, biological process: biological process involved in interspecies interaction between organisms.
GUUUCCCGUUGAGAUCACCGUUUGACUUCUUUCCAAAAUCCUCACAGCCAAAGCAGCAGCCAGCGAACAUCCAAGGAUCUGCCGUAUAUGGGUGGCGGGGAUAUGGGCAUGAGCAUGUCCAUGAAUGGACCCCUCAACUAUCAUUCGUCGGCCUAUAAGCGUCCCGGCAACAACAUCUACAUCACGCGGCGUAUGGGCGAGGCUGUGGAGCUGGAGCCGCAUUUGCGCAAGCCCGUGGAGAGCCAGAGUCCCAUUGUGAAUCCACAGUUCCGGCCGAUGACUAAUCAAAUGUUGCACCAACAGCAGCAGCAGCACAUGCAACAACAGCAGCAGCAGCAGCAACAGCAGCAGCAACAGCAGCAGCGUCAGCAGCCUGGAUUUCUGCAGCAGCUCUUUGGCAUUGGCGGCAGCUCUGGCGGAGCCAAUCCCAAUCCAAAUCCUCCACCGCAGCAGCAGCAUCUGCGGCCAGUACCCCUGCAGCAGCAGCAGCAACAGCAGCAACAGCAUCUGCAGGGCAGUGGCCAGCCGACAACAUUCCGUGCCGUUUCCGAGAAUGAUCUGUAUCUGCUGGGUGCCAUCGAGAAGCUGGUCUAUCGUGUUGAUUACUUGGAGAGUCGCGUGCGGCGGUCAGAGCAGUUGAUCUACUACCUGAUGGCUGGCAACAAUCAGAAGGAGGUGAAGGAUCCCUGCCCCACGAACUUCACGCGCAUCAGCGACAACUGCUACCACAUCAAUAGCCAGCAGCAGGUCAACUGGAAGACAGCGAACUCUGCCUGCAAGGCCCUCAACUCGCAUCUGGCGGAGUUCGAAAAGGUAUCGGAGAACGAGGAGAUUAUGGCCUAUCUGCUGAAUCAGCCGGCGCACAGGGGCCGCGACUACUGGCUGGGUGGCCUCAAUCCCGGUCUGCUGUGGAUCUGGUCCAACUCGGCCAAGCCUGUGAAUCCCAACACGAAUCUGACAUCGAUAGCCAUGGCACAGAAGAGCGAGAAUGCCACGGCCUCCAAUCUGGUGGAUAGCACCGAGGACACAUCAGACGAAAGCAGCGAAGUGCUCAACAAUACGAUGCAAAUCGAGGGCAAAGGGCGGUGUCUGCGCCUCAGCUACAAUGCUGGCAAGCAUAGCUAUGUGUACUAUGGCCAGGAGUGCACCUCGAGGCACUAUUACAUAUGUGAGCACGAGGACAAGACGCUGGAUAAUAAGAUCAAGAAGAUAUCCCGCGAGCUGAAGCUCUUCGAGUGAGGAAUGUGAUAGGUCGAAGGGCAAUGCACUGCACAGCACAGCACCGCACUGCACUGCACUAGUUAAUUUAUAGCCAUAUUAUAUCGCCUAAAUUUCGAAUGAAUU